Trachemys scripta elegans is the source of this 2886-nucleotide messenger RNA. RefSeq names its product anaphase promoting complex subunit 4 (gene ANAPC4). The record is from RefSeq and is a predicted model, not a curated record. Gene Ontology annotation, cellular component: anaphase-promoting complex; nuclear periphery. The transcript is spliced from 28 exons. Gene Ontology annotation, molecular function: protein binding. Gene Ontology annotation, biological process: protein K11-linked ubiquitination; positive regulation of mitotic metaphase/anaphase transition; anaphase-promoting complex-dependent catabolic process. NCBI's taxonomy places the organism in Eukaryota, Metazoa, Chordata, Testudines, Emydidae. Bases 243 to 2642 code for a protein of 799 amino acids.
GAAGGCGGGAGAGCCGGGGCGGAGCUGCCUGUCGUGGGAGCUCUCGCUGUGUUGUGUGGGCACCCGCCCGGUGAACCCGGGGUCCCCGCUGUCUGCUGGCUCCGGGCGCGGAGCGCGGCUGCCCGGGGAAGGGGAUGGGGCGGGAAGUGGGGAGGGUUUAAGGGGGACGGAGAUCGACGGUGAGAGAAGGGGGCUUCCGAGCAGGCUGUGCCUUGUGCCUGCGGGUGCAGGAGCCGCCCGCCAUGCCUGCUUUCCGGCAGGUCGGGGAGAAGCAGCUUCCCCAGGAAAUCAUCUUCAUGGCCUGGUCUCCCAAGAGGGAUCUCAUCGCCCUUGCCAACAAAGUGGGGGAGGUUUUACUUCACCGACUUGCAAACUUUCAACGAGUUUGGAGUUUGCCACCAAAUGAAAAUACAGGGAAAGAAGUUACAGCCCUUGCUUGGAGACCAGAUGGCAAAAUUUUGGCUUUUGGCCUAGCUGAUACCAAGCGUGUGAUCCUGUGUGAUGCAGAAAAGCCUGAAAGCUUACACUCUUUCUCAGUGGAUGCUCCUAUUACUUACAUGCAUUGGAUGGAAGUAACUGAAGAAAGCAGUGUUCUCACUUCAUUUUAUAAUGCUGAGGAUGAGUCAAAUCUUCUCCUGCCUAAAUUACCUGCAUUGCCAAAAAACUACAGUACCACUGCAAAAAUUUUCAGUGAAGAAAAAUCAGAUGAGAUUAUGAAGCUCUUGGGUGAUGUAAGGCUAAAUGCCCUUGUCCUUGGAGGCAGUUCUGGAUUCAUCGAGGUUUAUGCUUAUGGAAUGUACAAGAUUGCUACAGUAACAGGGGUGGCAGGUUCUUGCCUUGGAUUAUGCUUUUCUAGUGAUUUGAAAUCACUAUCAGUCAUUACAGAGGUGCAAGUUUCCCCAGACAGUGCACCGGAGAUUACUUAUUUCCAGCUGGACACCAGUCUGCUAUCAGUUUAUUUACCUGAGGUAACUCGAAUGGCCAGGAAAUUUACUCAUAUUUCAACUCUGCUACAGUAUAUAAAGUUGUCAUUGACAUGUAUGUGUGAGGCAUGGGAAGAAAUAUUGAUGCAGAUGGACUCACGUCUAACCAAAUUCGUACAGGAAAAGAAUACAACCACUUCUGUACAGGAUGAGUUUAUGCAGCUGCUCUUGUGGGGCAAAGCAAGCCUUGAACUUCAAGCACUUUUAAUGAACCAACUAACAGUAAAGGGUUUAAAAAAGCUUGGUCAGUCCAUAGAGUCUUCCUACUCCAGUAUACAAAAAUUAGUCAUAAGUCACUUGCAGAGUGGCUCUGAGGCAUUAUUGUACCAUUUGAGUGAACUGAAAGGAAUGGCAUCAUGGAAACAAAAAUAUGAGUCUCUUGGACUAGACGCAGCAGGAAUUGAAGAUGCUAUUACUGCUGUGGGCUCCUUCAUCUUAAAAGCAAACGAGCUUCUUCAAGUUAUAGACAGUAGUAUGAAAAACUUCAAAGCAUUUUUCCGAUGGUUGUAUGUGGCCAUGCUGAGGAUGUCAGAAGAUCAUGUUCUUCCAGAGCUGAACAAGAUGACUCAAAAAGAUAUCACAUUUGUUGCUGAUUUUCUUACUGAACACUUCAAUGAGGCACCAGAACUCUACAAUCGUAAAGGAAAAUACUUCAAUGUAGAGAGAGUUGGUCAGUACUUGAAAGAUGAAGAUGAUGACCUUGUAUCCCCACCUAACACAGAAGGAAACCAGUGGUUUAACUUUCUUCAAAACAGCACACAUCUUAAAGAAAGUCCACUGCUGUUUCCCUAUUACCCUCCGAAAUCACUGCAUUUUGUCAAAAGGCGAAUGGAGGGGAUUAUUGAUCAGUGUCUACAAAAACCAGCUGAUGUGAUUGGAAAAUCAGUACAUCAAGCAGUUUGCAUGCCUUUAUACAAAGGAUCUAAAAGUGAGGACUCUACACCUCGAUUAUUUAAAUUACCCUUUAUGUGGAAUGACAAAUCCUCCAACUUACAUUAUGUUCUCUUCACCAUGUUAGAAAGUUCUCUUUCUAAAAUUUACAUUUUGAGGCGGCACACAGAUGUUUCCAGGUCUGCUAAUAAUGGACUACUUGCUGUUGAUUUUGGAAACUUCUUGAACAACAGUAUAAAUGAAAGCUCAGAUACAAGCUUCUACAGUUGUGUAGAUGCACAUUUUUAUGAUGAUGAAACUAUAACCGUGGUUCUUAAGGAGAAUGCUGAACAAGAAGGCAAAGAGAGAAUCUUGGCUCAGUUGCCUUUAUCUUCAGUGUACGUUGACGAGGACCAAGAAAGGGAAUUCAGCUUGAAUUCUAGUAAAAGGCUGGAUGAGCAAUCUGAUGAUAUUCCUACACGUACUGUCUUUUUGGAGAGUCAGUGGAGAGUACUGGAGAAUAUGAAAGCUCAGUAUGUUGCUGUGAAUGGCAUUCGGAAAGUUUCUUGUGUGCUAAGUUCGAAUCUCCGUCAUGUCAGAGUAUUUGAGAUGGAUGUAGAAGAUGAUGGAGAGGCAGAGGAAGAGGAAGAGGAGGAAGAAACAACUCCAGUUGUGGGUGGUGAACACGAAGAGCUGAAUCUGUCUGCAGUUAACCACAAUAGUAUGUGUGGUGGUUCUGUUGAGGUGGCAGAUGGAACAGAAGAACAUGAAUCAAGCCUGGAUUCUUGACCUGAUCCUUGAUAUGUGUGCCUUCACUAUAACAAAGAAAGGAGAAGAGACUAAAAGCUAACUUCAAACCAUUGAUACUUUUCUUUGUACUGUACCAAAUAUUAUAUUAAUGUUGUUGUGGAUGUUGUAGAAUACUACACAACGCCUCAAACAAAAUCCAUUUCUUUGCUCCAGAGUGUGUUUACUGAAUGUUCAUUCUGUUACAAUUAGUUUGUAACAAGCACAAUAGUUUCUUUCUGGAGUA